AUGGACGGGAGGAAGCCCCAGCUUGGAGGGCCUUUCUUACCCGAGCGCUCGGCACAGAGCACGGCUCUCCCGCCAGUCGCCGAGAUACCCUCGCCGCGCGGCAUGGAGAACUUGCCAGCAAGUAGCCUACGAGACGCCUUCCGACUCAUGCCCAACGUGACGAGCACUGUGAGAGCCGUUACACCUGAGCCGUCGGUCGACGCUGUUCCAGAUAGUAUGGGGAGCGGUGUGGCGCAGAUAUCUCGUGGUGCAACUUCUGCGUCGCCGCAGACCUCUCCGCGGUUGAUUCCAGGCGCAGGCGUUACAAUGGGGUCCUUGGGUGGCCGGCGUCAAGGUGCGGUGUUCCACGAGGCGUUUGCCGGGUCCCUCGACAGUGCCUCGUCAAGUCCUCCGCCACGCCCCCCGCCGUCAUUCAGGCCUAGAACCCACACUAUGGACGGUGCUUUUCGCCAGCAACUUGCCUCUGCUGCCGAGGCACGUCACCGGAUGGGCUCCUUCUCAUCUUCCGGCUCUCUGCCAAUUUCAGAGGACCUGAGGCUUCCAAUGCUUCAGCCGGCCUUUGACCCGUAUCGAUUGCCGGAUCUCCGGAUUCCGAUAGCCCCCUCUGCCCCAAAGGAUAGGAAGACGUCCACAGCGAGGAGUCGCUUGACAAAACGACCUUCAUCCCGUCCAACGUCGCCGUUGUCAUCCGCCCCUCCGUCCGUCGACUCGUUGCCCUUACCUAUCCCUACUAGCGACGCAAAUAAAGUGUUGCUGUUGAUGAAGAAUUUAUGCGGGAGAAUGCGUGGCGAGGUUGAGUAUCAAAGGGAAGCCAGGGGCUCUUGGCAAGCUGGAAUGUGUUAUAUUGAGGAGGAAAAGGGGAGCUUGAUGUUCGACUCGGGUGAGAGUGGCCCCUUUCACACUCCUCUCAUAUCAGACCUACGAGCUUGCCGGGUGGUUCCGGUAGAACUACCGGACAAAGACGGCCAAUGUCUCGAAAUAGCCAGCCCGCACCUCAACCUGGCCCUGCUCUUGCGGCCGCUAAUUCCCGAAGAGUUGGAUUUGUGGCUCGCGGCUUUGCUUUGCUGGCAGCAAUUAAGGCCCUCUGGGCUAAAAGCUGCCGGGGCGAGGUCAUUUAGCGCAGCCACACCCACAACGCGGUCCGGGAUAAAACACCGCGCGUCUUCCUCCGGCUUAAGGGAGGCCGCCAUCAUCAAGAUAGGGAAGGUCAUGUUGUGGGACAAAGGCUUCGCCACUUCGCCCCAGGCAAUUGUCAAACGGCCAUCUACCCGCGACUUGCGGUCGUCGCAAACGUCGUGGAGAAAAGUGUCUUGUAUUCUCCAAGACAACGGGGAGUUCAAACUAAUGACAGACAACGACGUCUCAGUUCUAUCCGUCAUUGAGCUUUCGCAACUGGCUAGAUCGGCCAUCCAGCAGCUUGAUAGAUCCGUGUUGGACGAGGACUAUUGUAUUGCAAUUUUCCCAAUCUACUCGUCAACAUCAACCCAGCUGUCGAUAUUCCGGCCCGUCUAUAUUUCGCUCGAGUCUAGAGUGCUGUUUGAAGUAUGGUUCGUUCUCCUCAGGGCCUUUACAAUCCCCGACGUCUAUCGUCUUGAUCCUGCGAACGGAGGCCAAGUCUAUGAGGUGAUAGACAUCAAUGCGGAGCCCGCGGGAGAGACGUUUAGAGUGGAGAAGACAAUAUCCAUCAGGAUCACCGAGGCCAAGAUUCGCGGCCGAAGCAUGACGUCGGACGGGCCAUUGCCGGAUCGAUAUGGCAAAGGCGUUGAGCAAAAUCCGCUCAUUGGUAACUAUUUAGCUGAAGUGAUACUGGAUGGCGAGGUGCGCGCUAGGACAACCACCAAGAUGGACACAAAGAACCCCUUUUGGCGAGAGGACUGCGAGUUCCAUGAUCUACCGGCCUCACUGCCCUACCUUUCGGUGCUACUAAAAAGGGUUGAGGGCAAUCUUGAAACCUUCAGUCAUCAACUACAGGCAACCCUAGGGCUGGUGAAAACCGGCGGUCUCACUGAAGUUCUGUGCGGGUCUGUUGACAUACCCCUGCACCAACUGGAUCGCGGCAAGGAUCACGAACAGUGGCUUCAAAUAUAUGACGAGCGACAGCAGUCGAUCGGCUCCAUGCUAGUCAAAGUUCAUCACGAGGAGCUUGUUGUGCUGCUCUCCAAGAAAUAUCAGCCACUGUCCGAACUCCUCCACCGAUUCAGCUCCGGCCUGACCGCCCAAAUAACCGAAGCGCUGCCCGGACUCUUGCGUAGGGUCGCCGAGAUCUUCCUCAACAUCUUUCAGGUAUCUGGCCACGCAACCGAGUGGCUGAUGAAUAUGGUCGAAGAUGAAAUUGAUGGCAUCGGGAGCCAGGCGGCGAUGAGGAAGCCGCGAUUCAACCAGCGACUCAAGUCUGAUGACUCGAUUGAUUCUACCAGUGAUCGAGAGCAAAUCGUCCGCGACAUGGGCAAAUCACUCCAGGGGGAGGCGAACCUGCUAUUUCGGGGCAAUUCCUUAUUGACCCAGGCCCUGGAGUUCCAGUUGCGACGCCAAGGCAGAGAGUAUCUCCAGGAAACACUGGCCGAUAAGAUACUGGAAAUCAACGAGGCAAAUCCCAACUGUGAGGUUGAUCCCGGCAAGCUACAGCCUGGCGAUGACAUACAGCAGCAUUGGACCCAGCUCAUUAACUUAACCACCGAGGUUUGGGAAUGCAUCGCGACUUCUUCUGACCGGCUUCCUCCUGAGCUAAGACAUGUCCUCAAGUAUAUACGGGCCGUCGCUGAGGACCGCUACGGCGACUUCCUGCGCACCGUCACGUAUACAUCUGUCUCAGGCUUCCUUUUCCUCCGUUUCAUAUGCCCAGCCAUCUUGAAUCCCAAGCUAUUUGGCUUGUUACGCGACCAUCCGCGUCCGCGCGCCCAGCGCACCUUAACACUCAUUGCCAAGGGACUGCAGGCCCUCGCUAACCUUUCGACGAUUGGCAAGAAGGAGAUGUGGAUGGAGGCCAUGAACCGAUUCCUCAGUGCGCAGCGGCAGUCAAUCAAGGAUUUCCUCGACGGGGUCUGUGCUAUUCCAGUCGAGCGCACAAAGCUGACGCUGCCUGCGUCCUACUCGACGCCCAUCACUAUACUAGGCCGCCUGUCGCCCGUUGCCCGUGAGGGAUUCCCUUCGCUGCCUUACCUCGUCGACCACGCCCGGAACUUUGCCGCCCUCGUUAAAUUAUGGAUGGAUGCACAUCCCGUCUCUGCGAACAGUUCUAGAGUCUACGAAGGCGACAUACUCGAAUUCCAUAAUUUAUGCACUCAGCUCCACCGACGUGCGAUGGAGUGCUUUGCCCACAUUGAAAACCUUCGCGCGGCUGAUAAUGCCAGUCAACCGGGAGAUGAUCCGCUCGGCGUAGCCGAUGCAAUGGACCGUUUACAUUUUGCAAAUCUGCUCAACACGUCACCGUACGGAAACUCUGCUGCCUGGAUGGAGAAUGAAACACGUCCACCCGGGUCUUCGGGCAGCGAGGUGGACGAGUCCGGAACCGGAGGCAAGGAGGCCCGGUCUGGCCGUGAAACGAGCUCCUUGCGUCAGGUAUCUAGGACCAGUGACAUAUCGAGCCAGGGUGGGACAGUUCGGAGCCUACGUGCGCGGAAAUUUCUUAGUGGAUUCAUUCGCAGGACCCGGAUGGCGUCGCCGGACCCUGUGGCGGCGUCUUUCCAGGCUACAGGUAAGGGCCGCGACCAUAGCCGGGACCAGGAAAGAGAAAAGGGCUGGGAGAAGGCGAGGGACCGCAAUGGGGGGCUCGGCUUGCUGGAGCCAAAGCCUCAGCAAUAA
This is a messenger RNA of Lasiosphaeria miniovina, 3801 nucleotides long. RefSeq lists its product as uncharacterized. Gene Ontology annotation, biological process: regulation of GTPase activity. The transcript has a single exon. Lineage: Eukaryota; Fungi; Ascomycota; Sordariomycetes; Sordariales; Lasiosphaeriaceae. The record is from RefSeq and is a predicted model, not a curated record. Bases 1 to 3801 code for a protein of 1266 amino acids.